Octopus bimaculoides (California two-spot octopus) is the source of this 3726-nucleotide messenger RNA. RefSeq names its product carnitine O-palmitoyltransferase 1, liver isoform. Gene Ontology annotation, biological process: fatty acid metabolic process; carnitine metabolic process. Gene Ontology annotation, cellular component: mitochondrion. NCBI's taxonomy places the organism in Eukaryota, Metazoa, Mollusca, Cephalopoda, Octopoda, Octopodidae. Gene Ontology annotation, molecular function: carnitine O-palmitoyltransferase activity. The record is from RefSeq and is a predicted model, not a curated record.
CUUAUGACCAAAAGUAUUACAGUCGUGGGAUAUCACGGAUUACAUAGUAGUGCAAUUUCAGAGAGAGUGGGCUGCUAUUUUUAGCCGUUUAAACGACCACAUGUAGGCCUUCUCGUUGGCUUCUGACCCUUCUCUGUAUUUGGCGCUCUACACACGUCUAUCUACACGUAAUACCAAACCCUGGAUUACGUAUAUGUACAUAUAUGAUAAUAUUAUAACGCAAUGCAAUAUAGUAUAACAUAAUAUACAAUUAUUAUCUUAUUUUGUUUUAUGUUUCUAAAUUUAAAUAUUAAUUCUGGUUCCCUGAAUUCUUAACUGAUAAAGUACAGUUCAGUGGGAAAAACGGCUAAACAGUUGCCUCAUGAAUAUUUCCAAUUACGGGACACGGAAGUACGUUUCAUUUAUAAACCGAGAGAAACUAGUGGUUGCCCAACCGGCUAGAAAUAGCAGCAGAAUCACUUUCAAAACUCUACCGUAAUAAUGAAAUGAACACACUAUAUUAUAGUAAGACUUUCAAUAACAAAGGAUAGGCAUAACUAGAAUACCUUUAGUUAUAGGUUUAUACGGUUAUGAUUGACCUACGCUCAACUACAAUAACAUUUCGUAAUUUUCAUAUGUUUUUGUUUAGUUUUCAUUUUCUUCAUCCAAUAUUCACAGUACGAUAACCUCACAUUACGUAGACUUGUCUCAUUGUUUGACGUAUUAAAAGAUAUUAUCGUUGAACAAUCACAUAUAUAUGUGUGGGUUGCGGCUGUUGUUGUUUACGAUAAACAGGUUCGUUCGGCUCCCAGUGCUGCUACUAUUUAUGAAUGAACAAACAAAAUAUCAACAUCUGGCUAACUGUUUAUAAUUCGACCCACUCGCCUUGCUGAAGGCUGCUGCUCUCAACAAUAUAAGUGCAGUUUUACUGCGAGGAGAAAAGUGAAUCUCUUACUUUGGUUUUAUAUAUAAUAUAUAUAUAUCUGUAAUAUAAAAGAAAAUAUUUAUUUGAAACCUGCCUACUCAAAGAUUAUCCGGUUUGCUCAUUUCAUAAACUGUUGUGAUGGCUGAAGCACACUCAGCAGUUGCAUUCUCCUUCAGUGUGACUUCUGAAGGUCUCGAUGUUAAUGUCAACCGAGAGGUACUGGGCCUUAUUUUCAAGAGUGGUGUCACAUCAUGGAAAAAACGUUUAGGAAGAUUCAAAAAUACAUUCCGUACAGGUAUCUACCCUGUCACACCUAUGGGACUUGGGUUUAUUGUUACACUAAUAGCUUCUAUGAAAGCAAAGAACUUUGCUCCAAGAAUCACAUAUUUAGAUAAUAUAGCAGACACCCUCCCAAAGGUGGACAUAUACAACAAUACAGUUAAUAUAUUUGGCAAUGUUUUUUAUGGUGUUGUUGUCUGUGGAGCUUUUACUUUUGCCAUCCGCAUGAUGCUGAGGGUUUUGUUCACAUAUCAAAGGUGGAUUUAUGAAGUCAGAGGUCCAGUGUCUUUAAGAACCAAAAUUUGGCUAAUGUUUGUGAAAGCUUUUAGGUUUAUAGGUCAAGAGCCUUUACUGACAAGUUUUCAAGGUGCUUUGCCUAAAUUACCAAUUCCAUCUAUUGACGACACUAUGACACGUUAUCUUCGUUCUGUAAAACCAUUAUUGGACAAGGAGAACUAUGACCGAAUGGAAAAACUGGCACUUGACUUCAAAAGUGGUGUAGCAAAGAAAUUACAGCGUUACCUCAUCCUCAAGUCCUGGUGGGCUUCAAAUUAUGUUUCUGAUUGGUGGGAAGAAUAUGUCUAUCUUCGGGGACGUUCUCCAAUUAUGGUCAACAGUAAUUUCUAUGGAGUUGAUGCUGUCUUAAUACAGCACACUCCUAUUCAAGUGGCUCGUGCUGCUAACCUCAUCUAUGCUAUGUUGCUUUAUCGUAGAACAUUGGAAAGGCAGGAGUUAAAACCAAUUUUUGUGAAUAAAAUCAUCCCUCUUUGUUCAUCUCAGUAUGAAAGACAAUUUAAUACAACAAGAAUUCCUGGCAUUGAAACUGAUACCCUUGUUCAUUACAAAGACAGCAAUCACAUUGCUGUCUAUCACAAAGGUAGAUUCUAUAAAGUGUAUAUUCGUCAUGGAGGAAGACUACUAACACCCAAAGAGAUAGAAGUAUCGCUACAGAAAAUAGUUUCUGACAGAACUGAUCCAUGUCCUGGUGAGAUGCAUUUAGCAGCACUCACAGCUAGUGAUAGAGUCAGUUGGGCAAAGGCUCGUCAAACUUUUUUCAACAAAGGCAAAAACAAAACUUCAUUAGAUGCUAUUGAAAAGGCUGCCUUUUUUGUCACACUGGACGAUGAACCUCAGAGCUAUAGUGAUCUUGAUCCAACGAAAUUAAACAAAUUUAGUCGCUCCAUGCUCCAUGGUAAAGGUUAUGAUCGUUGGUUUGACAAAUCAUUCACACUUGUAGUUUGUUCAAAUGGCACGGUUGGUUUUAAUGCUGAACAUUCAUGGUCUGAUGCACCAAUUACAAGUCAUCUGUGGGAAUACUCCAUGCAACUAUCCAAUGAAGAAGGAUAUACUGAUGAUGGCCACACUAAAGGAACAAUUAUUGAACCAUUGCCUAACCCCAUUAAACUUGAAUGGGAUAUCUCAGCUGAAUGCCAGGAUGUUAUUCAGUCAAGUCUGAAGGUGGCUACAGAUCUACUCAACAAUGUCGACUUGUACAUUCUGAUCCACAACCAGUAUGGUAAACGCUUCAUGAAGCAACAUAAAAUUAGUCCAGAUGCUUAUAUCCAGAUGGCACUACAGCUGGCUUACUAUAGAGAUUGUAAGAAAUUCUCUCUUACAUAUGAAUCUGCAAUGACUCGACUGUUCCGAGAAGGAAGAACUGAGACUGUACGUUCAUGUACACUUGAAUCAGUAGAAUUUGUUAAAGCAAUAGUGGAUCCAUCUGUGCCGAGGAAAAAAUGUAGAGAAUUGUUAAUGAAAGCUUGUACUGUUCACCAAAAAAGUUAUCGUGAAGCAAUGACUGGCAACGGUAUUGAUAGACAUUUAUUUUGUCUAUAUGUUGUCUCCAAGUACCUUAAGAUUGACUCUCCUUUCCUGAAAGAGGUUUUAAGUGAGCCAUGGCGACUGUCUACUAGCCAGACACCACACCAACAAACAGAUAAGUUCGACUUGAAUAAAAACCCUGAGUACAUAUCAGCUGGUGGAGGUUUUGGACCAGUUGCUGAUGAUGGCUAUGGUGUAUCAUAUAUUAUAGCAGGGGAAGAUGUAGUAUUUUUUCAUAUUUCUAGCAUUAAAUCAUCUCCAACAACGGAUUCUGAAAGAUUUAGCAAAAACAUAUUGAGCUCAAUGAAGGAUAUAAAACAAAUGUUAGAGACCUCAUAAUAUUUUCCAAGAUGUAUAAAGUUGUACCAUAAAGGACAUUGCUAAAUAAAUUUGUUUUUUUAACAGAUAACCCAACACCAUCCAUUACAAGUUUCAAUUUUCUCUAAAAAUGCACAGAAAGCAAUAAUCAUCUGAUCUCAAAGAGUGUUCUAAGACUUUGUCCAUAUUCCUUGUGCUAACGAACCUCUAAAUUUGAUCAUCACAGUAUUUCAGCUGCCAUUCCAAACCGAUGUUAAAAGUGAUGUGGUAUAUAGACUUAUUUGGCACUGGAAUAUUACCAGUAUUCAUCUUUUUACUACAAUCAGAAACCAUCCAAUUUCCUGUCAUUUUUUACUUUGCUUUGGUUGUUGAUAGAUGAAUUUAUUUCAUUUUUUUUUUUUUUU